Messenger RNA from Vitis riparia (riverbank grape), 1038 nucleotides. RefSeq names its product probable E3 ubiquitin-protein ligase RHY1A. Lineage: Eukaryota; Viridiplantae; Streptophyta; Magnoliopsida; Vitales; Vitaceae. The transcript is spliced from 4 exons. Gene Ontology annotation, biological process: ubiquitin-dependent protein catabolic process. The coding region runs from base 228 to 809 and encodes 193 amino acids. Gene Ontology annotation, molecular function: ubiquitin protein ligase activity. The record is from RefSeq and is a predicted model, not a curated record.
UGCCGGGGUCCCGCUCUUGUCUGCCAAUAUCAUCUCUCUCACUGUUUUCUCUUUUGUUUCAUUGAUUCAAUCAUGAUUUCCUUUCUACUCACACUGUGCUGAAACAUGCAGAUUGAAGAUGGGAGACAAGGUCUAGAGCCGCUGCCGAAUUGAAUGCAUAAAUAAACAAAUCUUUCUUUUUUGGAGUUUAUUUGUAUGUAGAUACAUAUAUAUAGUAGAGGGUAGAGAUGGCUGGAAUGCUUCCUGGUGUGGAAUGUGCUCGAAGGAGACGAUUCCACCAGAGUGGAGGCUGCUCGGACUCUCCGACGGUGGCGGUCCACGGCUGCACAAGGCGGUCCUCUUUCUGUCUCUAUACAAGCAACCAUGAAAACCACCACGCCACUUCAAGCUCUUCUAUGCAAAGAAGCGUAUUGAACCAAGCAUACAGCGACGAGAAACUGGGAGGCGUGGCGAGAGAAGCCAAGGAAAGAUUGGAUGAGAGGCUGAGAACCCAAAGAAAAUCAGAACCCACGAGGAAUAAGAGCAAGGAAAGCUUGAGGAUAGUAGAUGGAAGAGCCAUGGUGGUAGGAGAACUGCAGACAGAGGUGUUUGGAUCAAAGAGGAGUGGUUCAAAGAGAUUCAGCUGGGGCAAGUUGAGCUGGAAGGCCUCAGACCAAGUGGAGUGCGCGAUCUGCCUGGAGGGGUUCAAGGCUGGCGAGAGCCUGGUGCACCUGCCCUGCGCUCACCGUUUCCACUCAAGGUGUUUGAUGCCAUGGCUGGAGACUAAUGCCCAUUGUCCAUGUUGCAGAAUGGGGAUCUUUGUUUCUUAACCAAAUCGUUCAAUACUUUUUCUUCUCCUUGAUUUCUCCUCUCUCUUUCUCUCUGGAAAGACAUUCUUGUAGUUUGUUUGGGUUGGUGAGCAGCAAGUUGUGAGGUUUGUCUAAGAAUCUACUAUCUCCUGUUGUAAUUAUUUUCUAAAUUUGUAAAAGGUAUUCUGGGUUUCAAGCAAGUACACCAGAAUAAUAAUCUUCAAUAAACUUACCCUUUCUAUGAUUCUUA